This is a messenger RNA of Aspergillus calidoustus, 759 nucleotides long. NCBI's taxonomy places the organism in Eukaryota, Fungi, Ascomycota, Eurotiomycetes, Eurotiales, Aspergillaceae. The record is from the annotation of a GenBank genome assembly.
AUGAUCGACCUCUCCAACAAAGUAAUCGUCCUCACCGGCGGCGCCUCGGGCAUCGGCCGCGCAACCGCGCUCCUCCUCGCCUCCCUCGGCGCCAAACUCUCCAUUGCAGAUCUCCAACAAGAGGCGCUCGAGUCCGUAGCACAGGAAAUCAAAGGCGCGGGCCACGGCGACGUCCUCACGACAAAAGUCGACGUCCGCCAGGCGGACGCUGUCGAGGCUUGGAUCCAGCAGACAGUGCAAUGGGCCGGGAGGAUCGAUGGCGCGGCGAAUUUGGCGGGUGUUAUUGGCAAGUCGAUUGGGCUUGCUGGGAUCAAAGAAACCGACAGCGACGAGUGGGACUUUAUCAUGGACGUCAACCUGAAGGGCCUGAUGCACUGCAUGCGCGCCGAGCUCAAAGUCCUGGCUGAUAAGGGCUCUGUCGUCAACGCGGCGAGUAUCGCCGGACUGAUGGGAUUCCCACGCAAUGCAGCCUACUGUGCCAGUAAGCACGGCGUGAUCGGCUUAUCUCGGUCUGCGGCCAAGGAGGUUGGCAGUACACAGGGUAUCAGAGUUAACUGCAUUGCUCCGGGAGCAAUUCAAACACCCAUGCUGGCGCAGUCUUACGCCACGAGCGGGAAUGCGGCGCUGGAAGCGGGGACUGCAUUGGGGAGGCCGGGGGUUGCAGAGGAGGUGGCGAACUUGGUUGCGUUUUUGUUGAGCGAUGCGUCUACGUUUAUUACUGGUAGUGUGUAUUCGAUUGAUGGGGGGUGGGCGUGUUAG